Polypterus senegalus (gray bichir) is the source of this 837-nucleotide messenger RNA. It is a transcript of the gene aqp7, whose product is annotated as aquaporin 7. Bases 1 to 837 code for a protein of 278 amino acids. Gene Ontology annotation, cellular component: basolateral plasma membrane; plasma membrane. NCBI's taxonomy places the organism in Eukaryota, Metazoa, Chordata, Cladistia, Polypteriformes, Polypteridae. Gene Ontology annotation, molecular function: urea transmembrane transporter activity; glycerol channel activity; water channel activity. The transcript is spliced from 6 exons. The record is from RefSeq and is a predicted model, not a curated record. Gene Ontology annotation, biological process: glycerol transmembrane transport; water transport.
AUGAAGAUUACAAACCAAUAUGUCCGAGAGCUUCUUUCAGAAUUCUUAAGCACUUAUAUCAUGAUGCUCUUUGGCUUAGGCUCAGUUGCUCAGGUGGUCAUGGGAGGUGGUUCCUAUGGUAACUACUUAAGUAUAAACCUGGGCUUUGGUCUUGGAGUCACCAUGGGCAUUCACAUUGGUGGUGGGGUCUCAGGUGCUCACAUGAACACUUCAGUGACAUUUGCAAUGUGCCUAGUAGGAAAUCUGGUUUGGAAGAAGCUGCCAGUAUAUGCACUGGGACAAUUACUGGGCUCCUUUUUGGCUGCAGUCACCAUCUUCUGGCUUUAUUAUGAUGCCUUACAAGACUACUGUGGUGGAAACUUCACGGUGACUGGACCCAAAGCCACAGCAGGGAUCUUUGCUACGUAUCCAGCUCCUUUCUUGUCUGUAGCAGGAGGUUUUAUAGACCAGGUGGUAGGAACAGCGGUACUGCAGCUAUGUAUUCAAGCUAUCAAUGAUCAGAAGAACUGCUCAGCCCUCAGUGGGACAUCUCCAUUGGUGACUGGCCUGUUGGUGGCACUUAUUGGUAUCUCCUUGGGUAGUAACAGUGGCUAUCCUAUCAAUCCAGCCAGAGAUCUUCCUCCCAGGAUCUUCACUGCUAUGGCAGGUUGGGGGACUACUGUUUUCAGUGCAGGAAAUAACUGGUGGUGGAUCCCUGUUGUUGCACCAAUGUUUGGCAGUGUGAUUGGAGUCCUAAUCUACAAAGUGUUCAUUGAAAUGCAUCACCCUUCAGUUGAGCAGCAGAAGAAACAUAUUAAAGAAAAAAGCCCAAGUACAGAUCUUUCUCUUUGCUUUUGA